AUGGACGCCCCUCAGCUCCACGAUGAGGCCGCCCGCGAUAACAAGCGAGCAGCGACAGAGUUCCUCGACCCAGUCGAUCCACGAGCCAGAAGUUACCGCGCUGACAUAGCUGUGAUGAUAAAUCGAGGGCUUCGUCGAUUUACGAUUAGUAUUGACGAAAUUCGUGCACAUAGCCCGGAAUUAGCGAAAGGCCUCCUUACCUCUCCCUUCGCCUAUUGCCAGGCAUUCGAUCAAGCAUUACGAGAAAUCGUCACGACCAUCGCCAGCAAACCGAGUAGAACCGAAUCAGACGAGACUGAAUAUUACUGUGCAUACGUUGGCGCGUUUGGUGAAAAUGCCUGCAACCCUCGAACGCUCAGUUCAUCGCAUCUAAAUCGGAUGAUUGCGCUUGAGGGUAUCGUGACAAAGUGCUCGUUAGUCCGACCAAAAGUUAUUAGAAGUGUUCAUUACAACCCAAAAGAGAAGUCAUUUCUGGCGAGAACAUAUCAAGACCAAACUAUGACGGCCAGCGGAUCUGCCAGUUUAAAUGUAUAUCCGCAGCAAGAUGAACAUGGAAACCCGCUGGUAACUGAGUAUGGAUAUUGCAAGUACCGCGAUCAUCAAAUGAUAUCCAUCCAAGAAAUGCCAGAGAGAGCACCUGCUGGCCAGCUUCCCCGUGGUGUUGAUGUCAUUCUUGAUGACGACUUGGUUGACAAAGCUAAGCCUGGAGACAGGAUACAGCUUGUUGGAAUUUACCGAUCGUUGGGAAAUCGGAAUGCGAGCUCAGGCAGCGCAACGUUCCGCACAGUUGUUCUCGCGAAUAACAUCAUCCAUCUUGCCUCUAAGUCUGGUGGAGGUAUCGUUCAAGCCACAAUAACCGACACGGAUGUUCGAAACAUUAACAAAUUGGCGAAGAAGAAGAAUAUAUUUGAUCUGCUCUCCCAAUCUCUUGCGCCGAGUAUUUACGGCCACGACUACAUUAAGAGAGCUAUAUUACUUAUGCUCCUCGGCGGCAUGGAAAAGAAUCUCGACAACGGAACCCAUCUACGUGGAGAUAUAAAUAUAUUAAUGGUUGGUGAUCCCUCUACCGCCAAAUCCCAGCUUCUACGAUUCGUCCUCAAUACUGCUCCGUUAGCCAUUGCUACCACUGGUCGAGGUUCGUCUGGUGUCGGUCUUACAGCGGCAGUGACAACAGAUAAGGAGACAGGAGAGCGUAGGCUCGAAGCCGGUGCUAUGGUCCUGGGUGAUAGAGGGGUGGUGUGUAUCGAUGAGUUUGACAAGAUGAGUGAUGUCGACCGAGUGGCAAUCCACGAAGUUAUGGAACAGCAGACGGUCACAAUUGCAAAGGCAGGUAUCCACACCUCUCUAAAUGCUAGAUGCAGUGUUAUCGCAGCCGCCAAUCCGAUCUUUGGGCAGUAUGAUACACAUAAGGACCCGCAUAAAAACAUUGCCCUGCCCGACUCCCUUUUGUCCCGUUUCGAUCUUCUCUUUGUGGUGACGGAUGAUAUCGAUGAUACCAGGGACAGACUUGUUUCCGAGCACGUACUGAGAAUGCACCAGUACCGUGAUCCAAGGCAGGAAGAAGGGGCUCCAGUGCGCGAACAGGUUGGUUCCAGUCUUGGAGUCGGCCUAGAAGAAAGCCAGGACUCGAAUAGGACCACUGAAGUAUACGAGAAAUUCAAUGUGAUGCUUCAUGCUGGUAUUUCCCAAACAGGGAGACGGGGCGGGAAGAAGGUGGAAGUGCUCAGCUUGCCGUUUGUCAAGAAGUAUAUUCAAUACGCCAAAUCUCGAAUUAAGCCAAUCCUGAGCAAAGGCGCAGCCGACCAUAUUGUGAGCACAUAUUCCGCCCUUCGAAACGAUGAGCUGCUUGGAAACCAGAGGAAAACUUCUCCCAUGACUGCACGUACUCUUGAGACCUUGAUCCGUCUUUCCACGGCACACGCAAAAGCACGUCUUUCCAACAGAGUAGACGAGAAGGACGCAAAGGCUGCCGAGGCCAUUCUCCGAUUCGCCCUGUUCAAAGAAGUGGUUGAGGAUGAAAGACGCAAACGACGCAAAACCGCCAACAUACCAGAGUCAGACUCAGAUUCAGAGGAUUCCGAUAACGAUGAUGCAGGCACAUAUACACCACGUAGGGGAACAACGCAGCCAGCAACCGGAACUAGAUCCAGUGCCAGAUCCGGCCUCAGGGUCUCAAGAGCCACGCCUACGCCAGCAAGUAAUGGUGGCGCAAACGAUGACGAUGACGAUAAUGAUCCAGAUGGAAUAUACAAUGCCUCCCCUGAGAGCAGACAGCGGUUCUCAUCUUCAAGACAAACUCGAAGCCAACAGACGCAGUCCCAAUCGCGAAUGUCCGUGGCCUCGUCGCAACCGGCGUCGCAACUUCUCCAAUCUCAGGAAACCGACAGUACCGAUUCUCAAGCUGAUACACUUGGAAACGCACUUGCGGCAUCUGCUUCCCUCCCUGAGCUCCCCCCAGCUCGCCUAAGAACUUUCAAACAGGCCCUUGGUCCGCUCAUGAGGUCCGACUUGUUCCAGGGAGACUCUGCCAAUGUGGAGCGGGUAGUUUCUGCAGUGAACUCGUCUAUACGGUCCUCUAGUUCGAACGACGAUGAUGUGUUUUCCUUGGCUGAAGCGCUUCAGGCGUUGGCCGUGAUGAAUGAACGGAAUGAUAUUAUGUAUCUUGGUGAUGAUACCGUUUACCGGAUGUAA
Arthroderma uncinatum is the source of this 2691-nucleotide messenger RNA. Its product is annotated as DNA replication licensing factor Mcm3. Gene Ontology annotation, cellular component: MCM complex; nucleus. The record is from RefSeq and is a predicted model, not a curated record. Bases 1 to 2691 code for a protein of 896 amino acids. NCBI's taxonomy places the organism in Eukaryota, Fungi, Ascomycota, Eurotiomycetes, Onygenales, Arthrodermataceae. Gene Ontology annotation, molecular function: single-stranded DNA helicase activity; ATP hydrolysis activity; ATP binding. The transcript has 8 exons. Gene Ontology annotation, biological process: DNA replication; mitotic DNA replication initiation; DNA strand elongation involved in DNA replication.